This is a messenger RNA of Pochonia chlamydosporia 170, 1389 nucleotides long. Its product is annotated as malic acid transport protein. The transcript has a single exon. Lineage: Eukaryota; Fungi; Ascomycota; Sordariomycetes; Hypocreales; Clavicipitaceae. Gene Ontology annotation, molecular function: malate transmembrane transporter activity. Gene Ontology annotation, cellular component: membrane. Gene Ontology annotation, biological process: malate transmembrane transport. Bases 1 to 1389 code for a protein of 462 amino acids. The record is from RefSeq and is a predicted model, not a curated record.
AUGCCGUCGAUAUAUGACAAGUCAAGAACAAAGAGCUGGUCCGACGCAGGCAAAUGGACCAGGCGUAAUACUAUGGAAUCAUUCAGCAAUAUUCCGCCUUUGAAGACCGAUAUCGACCGGAACUAUCCAGCUGCGCUCAACACGAAAGGCGGCGACUUUAACAGCGAGGCGUCAACACCUACUCUCGAGGCCCAACAUGAGAAGGAGAAACAUGGUCACGGUCUCAGUCACGGCAACGGUCACGACCCCCAUGGGGGCAUAAACAUCUACGACCCUGAUCGUCCCAAACUUGGAUUCAAACAACGAUUACACCAUUUUACUUGGGCAUGGUACAACUUUCCCGUGAGCACAGGUGGCCUCUCCCUUCUCAUAUUUGUUCAGCCUCACCAAUUUCCAGGCUUGAGGUCUAUAGGCAUGACGAUCUACGUCAUCAACAUCUUCAUUUUUGCCAUAGUGUCAGCAAUGCUGGUUGCCCGGUUUCUCAUACACUCGGGGGAUAUGUCAGCGUCUCUCAAGCAUUCCCGAGAAGGGUUCUUUGUACCGACCUUCUUUCUUGCCACAGGCAAUCUCAUCACGAGCUCAGACCGCUACGCCAUACCCCAAAACGACGUUGGACUUGUCUGGGCUGUUCAGGGCGCAUUCUGGGGCUACGUGAUAAUAACUCUUCUGCUCGCCAUCGGUCAGUACAGUUUUGUGUUUGCCGCCCACAGCUUCGGAUUGCAAGCCAUGAUGCCGACCUGGAUUCUGCCCAUCUUCCCCAUCAUGUUGUCUGGCACGAUUGCGUCCGUCAUCGCCGAAACACAACCCGCGGUGGCAGCUGUCCCCAUCAUCGUCGUCGGUCUUUCAUGUCAAGGUCUCGGCUUUGCCGUCGCCAUCAUAAUGUACGCCCACAUGGUCGGUCGUCUGAUGCAGGCUGGAUUGCCAAAUCGGGAGCAUCGGCCGGGAUUGUUCAUGUGUGUGGGGCCGCCGGCAUUCACGGCCUUGGCGCUCAUCGGCAUGGCCAAGGGCAUUCCGUCUGUUGCGAGUACGGACAAGGUUGGCAUGCCGGUUGACCUAACCACUAUUCGUACCAUGGCUUUGAUCAGUGCUAUUUUUCUCUGGUCUGUCAGUCUUUGGUGGUUUGGUAUUGCUGUUGUGGCCGUUGUCCAAGCGGUUCCCAACUACUUUCAUCUUGGGUGGUGGGCUAUGGUCUUCCCCAACACUGGUUUCAUUCUGGCAACAAUAUCAAUUGGCAAAGAACUAAAUAAUGAUGGAGUUUUAUGGUUCGGUACCGCCCUUAGUAUAAUGUUGGGUUGCAUGUACUUCUUUGUACUGUUCUUCAAUAUCAAGGCUGUCAUUACGCAGGACAUUAUGUAUCCUGGGAGGGACGAGGAUGUGGAGGAUCAUUAA